ACGACGUUUUCGCACUAGCAUAUCCUCUAUGCACGCUGCUUUUUCUACGAAUUUUUACCUCUCAUCUGAAGAACCGCUCGUGUCUUCCUUUCUCGACGCACCUCCUUUUGUUUCUAAUCCUAUUGACGCCGGUUACCUGGCAGCACUGACAUUGUUCUCUAUCAAACCAUUCGUUUGAGGGCAUUCAUGUCGAUCAGAAUAAACAAUGGCGAAUCCGACGGGAGCACCGGCAAGACCGUCUCUGUAGAUGAGGUACUUCGCCUCUUGCAAGCUCCGGUCAACGACGCAACCCUCGAUGAGGCGCAAAGCCAUGGAGCAAGUGAUCGGGAUAGCAAACCGGCGCCGGCAGCAACCACAAGCGCUUCGCGAGUUCUCGGCGAAGGACGAGAAGCAGACGUCCUAGCCAGUGUUUUACAGAACUACGCCGCUGAGCUCGUUCCACCGCUCCCGGAAGACGAGAUCUCCGAGGCGCAUUUCACAAGUUUUCAUCUCGGACGCGGGAGUUCCGACCACAUUGCCGUUUUGGCCGACUACGCGAACCCACAUGACACGCCCGGUCUCGCACUAAAAUGGAGUCGUCGCGUGUUUGGCGCAGAACCCCUCGCCGAGUGGCAGCAGAAUUUUUGUGCGAAGGACGAAGCUGUGUUCGUGCACGCCAUCGCAAAUCAGACAUCGGACUGGUUUGCGCGGUUCUCGGGGGCGAAGGACCUGAAUGCUGCAGUCAAGACGGUGUUCGGCGCCAGUGUGUCGGGGGUCGAAAACAAGCAAGCCGACUUGGUCACGAUAGCAGCAGGAAGCGACGGACCAGAGAAAAGUGAACAUCGCGCUGUACUUCGCUACGGCCAUCGCUGCAUGGCCGUCCUUUUCGCAACUCAUUUGGUGAAAGCGAACAGCGGAGGCCUGGUAGUCGUUUUGGAUGCGGAAGAGGUGGGCCAAAGGUCUCACCAGGAGCGGCGAAGCAGAGAGCUUGCAACCGUCCUCAGCUGUCUCUUCGAGGAAGUGAAUCAGUAUUCGGAAGCUAUCGUCUGUUUGCGGCGGCGCGAUGCUGACGGCGCGCAACGAGAGCUUCUGAAAGCCUUUCGCGCCGCAUCAGAGAAACUAGCAGCUGGCGUUGAGCGCACCUUUCUUUUUGGCGACGAGGCGGUAUUGAAAAGUUCUAACUCUGAUGGCACUGUACGCAGCUUGCUGGAAAAUCGCACCCACGCAAGAACUAAUGACGAAAGGGAGGAGGAACCAGCAGCGAAGCGACGGCGUGUGGAGACGCUGAAGCAUCGAAAGGUUUGUGAGGAGUACAUAGGAACGCCGCAGACCCCUGGGGCGGGCCAUUUCGAGUUGAGCAUACCAUCGCUGACGUCAGGUAGCAGAGCCAAUUCCGAGGUCAUUCUUUCUUUGCGAGCCGACACGCUAGCGAAGUCCGCAGAGCAGGAUGUCGUUGGUGUUUCUCAUCAGCCCGGCUUCGAAAUGGAGCGGAACGCCGCGGAAUACGGGUCGCUUAUGGUUGCUGUGAGCGCCGGGAACUUCGUAACAGGCGGGGAGCGAAAGGUAGAAGGAAUAAAAAAGUGGCUUGCGAGCACAGAAGCGCUGGAGAGGAACAGGCACAGCAGUUCGAGGGACUCAGGGCGAGAUGAACAUGUUUCUGACAAGUUUGGAUUCGCUUGCCGCUUCUCAUCGAUGGUCCCCGAAUCUUCCCUCUCGAAAUUCUCGGAUGCCCUAUCUUCGCUUGCGUCUCGCCAGGGGGAAGCUACGGAGCUAGAUUCGCACUGGCACCACAAUUCCACUUUCCGUCAAGAGGGACCGUGGCGAGCAUUCCUGCCGUCAAUGCCAGAUCUUUCCAACAGCGAGGUGCGCACGAACCUUGGUUUUUUGCAGAAAUUGUUCGCGGGGCGAAGAAGUGUGCCGACGCGAGAUGAAGGGAAAAAGUGCGCUGUCAUCGCUAUGGUCGACGCCACACCCGCACCGCAAGCCCCGAAAGAGACUUCAUCGCCACUGCGGUUCAACUUGAGUAGAACACUCCGCGUAGGGGUUUUGCGGUCACCGCACGACGCGACGACAUCGAUGGAGCUUUUAGCCACCACUAUCCUGGAAGGGCUGCAAUUAUUACAAAGUGCUGCAGGUGAAGAUCCACCAAUGUCCACGUGCAGUUUAGUCCUCCGAUUUCGGAGCGCGCUGCUUACUCGAACUGAAGUCUCACUCAUGCUUCUCGUGGCCGCUUGCUUCCGCAAGAUCACUAUCCAAGCGAGCGACUGCGCACCGCCUUUCGCCUUUGGUGGAGGUGAUCGGUUUUUAGUCGCAACGGGCGGAAACCAUUCGCGGAUACAAAAAUUGGCUGAGACGCUUGCGAAAAAUCCCGUCGCGAUUCGCGACCCACGGGGCCCAUGUAUCCAUCCGGUCUACGUGUCAACAGGAAGCAGUUUCAGAAAGUUCAUGCGGGACCGAAACGAGGCGUUUUUCGCACGGGAAGUGGCUUUAUUAGAGCAGUAUCUGUCGAGGACACAAGUGCCUACGGGUUUCACUUCUCAAACCAGUCCAAGCCCAAACGCAGAUCAUAAUGAAGCGCAUUCUCGCCACCUUCCGGUCGAUUUUCUCGCGACCACGCUAGCGAUUCGAGACUUGUCGUAUUUCUUGAAGGACGAGCCAACAUCAUCGUCAAGUCACCAAGCAGCAGUAGACGCCACCACGCGGUGGAGGUCACCAGCUAUUUACUACCUCUACUUCGGGACCUUCGACCCCUUUCACGAGAAUCACGUUGCGAUGGUUAAGCACGUGCUGUCACGCGGUGACGGCGUUCUGCUGUUUCCCAACGAGGACACGAACCCGCUGAAGAGAACAAAAGUCACCCUCGCCGACAGGAUUGAGAUGCUCUCUUGUCGAGUGGGAGAAUUUGCAAUAGAGGAAAAAAACAACGAAAUCGCAGCCGCGGUUGCCAGCAAGCGUCUGCGAGUGGUGCAGCUCACUACGUCUUCCAGCAGCGUCGACAAGGAUUUUUCAGUAUCAUCGACAAGUUCUUACGACCCUGAACUCGCACAGUUAGGGACGAAUUGGCCUGGGCGGUUGAAGUGCCGCUCAGUCCUCGAGCGGCAACUGAGUCUGGAAACCGGACGCGUCGUCCGUGUUGGCUUCAUGCUCGGGGAGGACUCUUGGCGUUCGAGUUUGAAACGCGCAGAUCAGCACAAGCAGUCCGGCGUGUUUGCUUUGUUGAAAGACAAGAGAAUCGAGGAGGCACAAGAUCACCUGGCGAAAAUACCGCGGCCGGAUGUGGAUAGGAAAUUGAUUCUCGUGUUCCCCCGAUCGGUGGAAGAAGCCCAAAAAGCCGAAAAAGCCGCGGGUCGGGAAGAGGUGGACCGGUUUUGGGUCGGGUCAAAUUUCGCGCAUCUCGUCGGCUAUGCCCGGGACUACGAAGACCCAACGCAGGAGUUGUCUUCGACGAAGCUGCGGGCACAGCUCGCGGAGAAGAGCGGACGAAUACCGGCGAAUCACCUCCACCCUUCGCUCGUGGAAUUCGCGCGACAACGAGGACUAUACGAGGAGGUUUCAACUAUAACACCAGCGGGGCAUAAUUCGCUUGUUGAAGAUUUUCGUGAGCAAUCGCGCACCGCAGUCGUCGGGAAUAAAGCAGCAAAUGCGCAUCAUCUUCAAGCAAUCUCGCAAGAACAGCAAGCUGGAAAUAAUGAUCAAGUCACUCCUGCGUUUCCACAACCUUCCUCUUCCUCGCGCGUUCGCGAGCACUACGACGAGCGCACCGUGCAGGCAGAGGCGCAAAACCGCAAGAAUUCGGCUUCCGUCCAGUCGCGGAACACGCACAACUUGUUGAAAAGCUGUGUCAUCUUGCGCUACCUGGAGCUCGUGCGGAAGCUUCUGCCGAGCGACAAAAAGUUUUUAUCGCUACUGGACUUGGGGAUCGGGAAGGGCGGCGACCUCGCAAAGUACCGCAAUGCGGGGGUGCUGCAGCUGUUCGGCGUAGAUAUUUCGGGAAAAAGUCUUCAGGAAGCACUACGGCGGGCACGGGAAGAGGCCGCGAAGGAUCAGCGGGCCAGGCACGGGGAGCUGAAGAAACUGGCUGAUACGAAGCUGGAGUUACUGCUCCUCGAAGGCAAUUCCUUUUCGCCUGGGGCGGAACUGCGGUUCGAUUCCUACGAUUUCGGCACGAGCAGGGUGGCAGCGACGAAGAACCAAGUUUGGUUUCACGCCGUGGCUUCCAUGUUCGCGUGCCACUACGCGUUCAGCUCCGAAGCCAGCGUCCGCGCGCUGCUGAAGGCGGUUUCCUCCCGGCUUUGCGAAAAAGGGGUCUUCUUCGGCGUCAUCCCCGACAUGGACAGUAUCGUGGAACACUGCCAGAAGUCGUCGGACGAGAACAAAGACACUACUAGCUCCGCACCGUGCUGGAAAACCGACUGCUUUUCCGUCGAGUUCUUGGACAAAACAGCGUGGAGCGCGGCACAAAGGUUGGGCAACCAGAAUAAAGAACAGGGCAAAAAUAUUAAUGCAGCAGGAAGCGAACAACAACUCGAGGUGGAUCCCUUCGGCCACGAGUACUCCUUUUCUUUCGUCGACGGUGUGGAGCAGCUUUCCGAGCCGCUGGUCUACUGGCCUAAGUUCGCGGAAUUGGCAUCGGAGUAUGGCUUAGAGGUGGUGCAGAAGCAGCGACUGUCGGAUCUGGUGCCGCUGCGAGCAAACGCAACAGAACCGUCCACGAUCAGCAGUGGCGGCGACACGGAGCGACUAAUUCGGCAGUACCAUUAUAAGGGCGGGCUAAACCCGGUCAUCGGAGAUCUGUACUGCUGCUUCGCGUUUCGAAAGACACAAAGCACUGUGAUGACGCUGAGAACUUUGCAAGAAGCGAUCGCAAGCAUGGUGGACACGCACAAGAUUCAUGAAAAAGUAGAAAGCAUGUGAUAGACCUUUUUUCUCACCGAGAGGUUUUUACAUAACGACGAGACGCGACAAUCACGACUUACUUUGGUUGAUGGCAAGGGGCCCCGAACCUGCAUAAUCUUUGUGA
Molecule: messenger RNA, 4999 nt
Organism: Amoebophrya sp. A120
Lineage: Eukaryota; Dinophyceae; Syndiniales; Amoebophryaceae
Source: the annotation of a GenBank genome assembly